AUCGAGCUCCCGUCGCCUUUCUCCACCGGACGCCUUCCGGGGACGGACCCCGACGCCGCACCGCAUUCUCGCGGACGUCCAAGUUCGCCUUUAAUCGUCUUAAAUAGUCCGCUCGCCGUCUACUAGCAUGCAGAACAUGUUGACCCUCCUCUCGAACGCGCUGUGUCGGAUCACCGGCAGGACUGCGGGAGCCCAAACUGUGUCGGAGUUGCUGAUUGGCCUGUCAGAGUACGUCAGUCUAACCUCGCCGGCGGCACCAGACUUGGCACAGACGCAGCGGCUGCCCCCCAAACCUCCGCCGGUAGUCAGCGCUAGAGCCAGCGCGGCGCCCUUAGUUAGCACGUCGUUAGCCGCACCAGCUGCCCGCAUCACAGCUUCCUGCUCCUUCGCUGACUUUACGCCUCAGGUGACUUUCGACAUCAAGAAAUGCGAUCUGUACCGCUUGGAGGACGGGCCUUCUAUGAAGGCGGAGCUAACGCGCGAGCAGGGCCUGCAGUAUUACCGCACCAUGCAGACGGUGAGGCGCAUGGAGCUGAAGGCCGAUCAGCUCUACAAGCAGAAGAUCAUCCGUGGGUUCUGUCACCUGUAUGACGGACAGGAAGCUUGUGCUGCAGGUGUCGAGGCUGCCAUUAACCGCAGCGAUCACCUGAUCACGGCAUACCGUGCGCACGCCUACACGUACACCCGCGGCGUGUCUGUCAAGGAGAUCCUGUGUGAGCUCAUGGGUCGAAGAGGCGGGGUCUCCAAAGGCAAGGGAGGAUCCAUGCAUAUGUACGCGCCGCAUUUCUACGGCGGGAACGGCAUCGUGGGAGCACAGGUUCCACUGGGUGCCGGAAUCGCUCUAGCUUGUCAGUACCAAGGAAACAAUCAGUUGUGUGUGACGCUGUAUGGCGAUGGUGCAGCCAAUCAGGGGCAGCUCUUUGAGGCCUUCAACAUGGCUGCCCUCUGGAAGCUUCCGUGCAUUUUCAUCUGUGAGAACAACCAGUACAGCAUGGGCACGUCGGCGGAGAGGGCGUCGGCCAGCACCGACUACUACAAGCGAGGAGACUACAUACCGGGGAUCAGAGUGGACGGGAUGGACGUUCUGUGCGUGAGAGAGGCAGUCAAGUUUGCAGCGGACCUCUGCCGAGCCGGGAAGGGUCCAAUUGUGAUGGAGCUCCAGACUUAUCGUUACCAUGGACACAGCAUGAGUGACCCUGGUGUCAGCUACCGCACUCGGGAGGAGAUCCAGGAUGUGCGCAGCAAGAAUGACCCCAUUGCCCUGUUAAAAGAGCAAAUGCUCAGCAACAAUAUGACAUCUGUGGAGGAAUUGAAGGAAAUGGAUGUGGCCAUUCGGAAGGAGGUGGAGGAGGCAGCACAGUUUGCGAUGGCUGACCCCGAGCCACCAUUGGACGACUUGUGCAACCACAUCUUUAAAAACGAUCCACCCCUGGAGGUCCGUGGGACCAACCCCUGGUCUAAGCUUAAGUCUGUAAGCUAGAACAGCAGCUGCACCCAAAAUGAGACUGGCCAGAACUCUUGACGGGACCAGGACCUGUUUGUCACGUUUUUAAUAGCUUUAUUUAUCAUUAAUAUAUGAUCUUGUACUCGAGCUGUAGCAACACCUGCCUGGAGUUCUGUCACAAUUGUCUUUAUCAUAAGGACUCCAGCAUUAAGUUUUUACAAGUCUGAUUAUUUAUUUAAAGCUUGAUGUAACUAUUGUCCUAACUGCUGAAAAUGUUGAAAACUGAACAAUGUUGUAUUGUGUAACAGCGAUUAUUAUUUUUUAUUUUUAUUUUUUUUAAAGCAAUAUUUUCAUUUUUAUCCAUGCACCAAAACUUUCCAAUGUUUACCAGCUUUCAAAUAUACAAUUUCAAAAGGAGCACUUUAAUCAUCAUGUUGUCAAAGUACGUCUGUUUUACAGCAAAUAUUAACGAUGUCAUUUGCACCAGUUUUUAUGUGGCAAUCAUAUUAUUUGUGGAUACUUGAUGCCACCUGACGUGGCAAAAAUAAAGAGAAACAUUUAUAUGUAUGAAAUAUUA
This is a messenger RNA of Phyllopteryx taeniolatus (common seadragon), 2021 nucleotides long. RefSeq names its product pyruvate dehydrogenase E1 component subunit alpha, mitochondrial-like. Lineage: Eukaryota; Metazoa; Chordata; Actinopteri; Syngnathiformes; Syngnathidae. Gene Ontology annotation, cellular component: intracellular membrane-bounded organelle. Gene Ontology annotation, biological process: pyruvate decarboxylation to acetyl-CoA. Gene Ontology annotation, molecular function: pyruvate dehydrogenase (acetyl-transferring) activity. The transcript has 13 exons. The record is from RefSeq and is a predicted model, not a curated record. The coding region runs from base 128 to 1480 and encodes 450 amino acids.